This is a messenger RNA of Nymphalis io (European peacock), 2737 nucleotides long. RefSeq names its product 23 kDa integral membrane protein-like. Gene Ontology annotation, cellular component: membrane. The record is from RefSeq and is a predicted model, not a curated record. Lineage: Eukaryota; Metazoa; Arthropoda; Insecta; Lepidoptera; Nymphalidae. Bases 52 to 837 code for a protein of 261 amino acids. The transcript has a single exon.
CCACACGCCAUUCAAUUGUGAAACCUCGAACGAGACGCACGCGCCGCUAUCAUGGCUAGCACCGGUUCUAAAGUUGCCCUUCACAUUCUAAAUGCAAUUAGUUUAAUAAUCGGACUCGCGAUCGCAUCAGCUUCUAUAUGGUUCUUCUGUCAAGUUAAUGAAUUUACAAGAUUAAGGAACAGUAAUCAUUACUUGCUCGAUUACACCGUGUACUGGCCCCAGGCCAUACCAUGGUUGUUCUUCUUCGUCGCGCUGUUUGUUGUGGGAGUUUCGGCGUGCGGUUUCGCCAGCGCCAAGAAGAAAAGUCGGGGCCUCUUAACUGUGUAUAUUACGAUGUCAUCGAUUGUGAUUCUGUGUUUGGUUGCCGCCUCUGUUCUCUCCUUGGUUUUUGCUGACAACAAAUCAACGGAUGACUUCGUCAAGGACACGGUAUGGGAUGUGUAUUUCCAAGCGAAAAUUGACACGGAAGUAGCCGAGUCGUUUGGCGUUAUCGAGAGAAAGCUACACUGUUGCGGCGCUGAUAGCCCGCGGGAUUACAAGAACUGGAAAUCCGAGUUCCCGAUGUCAUGCUGCGACGUGUAUUACCACGGAUGGUUGGAACCUUAUACGAUUGAUUGUGAAUUUACGAAUAAAUUGGCCAAUGAGAGGCACGGGUGUUCGACGGUCGCUGCUCAGUACGCAAGAAUUGCCAUCAAGGUUUUGUCUGCUGCGUCUUUAUUUACGGCGUUUAUUAGCAUAAUGAGUGUUGCGGCUGCUGUUAUGUUAUCAAGGGCGCUGGAGAAGAGGAAUCGGCCACCAGUCCAGCACGAGUCAGAGAGCAAAAAGGUUUUACUGUAGACGUAAGUGGUUUAUGUAAUUCGAUUACGUUAAACUGUCAAACAUUGUAUUUUUUUUUAAAUAUUCCAUGAUUUAAAAAGUGUGAAAAGUAAUGGUUUACUUUAAAUAUCUAAUGAUCUAAAGAAGCAUGUAGAAUGACUUGUUUCGUAACAAAAUCAUGUUUUUCCCAUGACAUACAUAACUAUAAAUGCUUUAGACAGCUCUUACAAUAUUUAAAAAACUUGUUCUAAUGUAUAAAUGAUUAUUAUUAUUAUUUAAACACGGUUGAUUUUUCUGUAUAGAAGUUUUUCUUUUCUCGUUUGAGAAAACAAGUAACUUCAAUAUAUGAAGGCGCUAAUUCGGCGAACAAACAUUCAGCUUACAACAUGACGGAGAUAAUAUCACGUACUCACGUGAAAAAAAAAACACCUUAAAGACAGAUGCAUACUGUUAAAACGACGCACGUAAAGCUAGCGAACAAUGUUGAUUUUUGUUUGAUGUUACAUGUUACGAUCAAGAUACGUUUUUGAACAUAACAAACGCAAUAACCUAUUUAAUGUUAACUUUUAAUGUCAUUUUGAGAUUUAAUUUGACUUGAGAAAUAGCUAAAAGUUUUCAAUGUAAGUUCAAUUUAAUGAUAGGUAUUUAUUAAUUAAUUUUUAAUUAAAUAAAUGACGUUCUAUAUGAAAUGUGGACGUUAAAGUUAUUUUAAUAGACCAUCUAACGAUAGGUGAUUACCUUUGAUUGUUAGUUUUGAAAUAUUCAAUAGCUUCUUUACAUUGUCAACGCGAUAUAGUGUCUUAACUAGAUGUUUUUUACUUUACAAUUUGUGGAGUUCAGUUUUAACGUUAAGUAUGUAAAUAUAUAUUUAUAAGCGUAUACUUAAAACACACAAAUGCCUUUAUUAAUUAAACAAGGUCUAAUUUCAUUUUUAUUCAACAGUGAGCGUUUUAUGUUUAAUUAAUUCGAUAACAUAGUCAUAUAUGACUCAUUUAGUGACGUGUCGUUUUUAUAGUUUGUAUCUGGCAAUCUUUAAACAUGAGCAAACUCCCUUUAUAGGGUUUUUAAUAAUAGUAUUACAUAUUUUACUUUUAAGACUGUUAGUUUAGUUUGCUUAAAACAAUAUUUUUUUUAAUUAUAACACAUGUAAAUAAUCAUAAACAUGCAUGUUUAAUUAAGUUCUUUAGUUUUUUAAUUAUUUAUUUAAUAGCAUUAGUCUAAUGUAUAAGUAAUCUUAAUAAUGAAAUAGCUUUUAACAUAAUCGAUUUGUUAGAAAGUAGGGCGUAGUAUGUUAUGGGUUUUGUUUUCUCUUUUCAACGCAUUUAAGUGCGACGGAGACAGAUGUAUACUGCAUUUUGUAACAAUAGUAGUAUUAGUAAUUUUGUUAAUAAAACGUGUGGAUAUGACUCUAGUAAGACUGGAAAUAUAAUGAAUAUCUACAAGCCUAGUAUAGUAUAGAAACAGAUUUGUUUGUCAUAUUAUUGUAUUUAUCUAUUUUUAUAUAUUAAUUGUAUGUAUUAGUAUAAUAUUAUGUAAUGAUACGUUUUAAUGUAUAUAACGUAUGUGUAUUGACUUGUGGUUGAUUGGGAAUAAUUAUCAUGUAUUGUAAAAACACUUUCAGUUGAAGUUUAUUAUAAAAGCUCAGUUUAAAGUUCAACAUUGCAUUUUGCAAAGGUGAUAUAUUUUAGGAACUCUAUAUAUUUUUCUUUAGAUAAAAUGGCGCUAUUUUUAUUGUUAUUUCUUGUUAAGUAAAUUUAAGUUUCGAGUAACGAUUUGUAAUUUAAUGUAUAAUAUAAAGUCAUUUAUCAACUGUAGCAAAGUUUAAUUGAUUUUUAAUUAUUUUUGUCGAUAACUGUUUUUAAAACUAUUUGCGGUUAUUUUAAUAUAUAAGGUGAUUAGUAAUGAUUAUCAUUUUAGAAGA